Molecule: messenger RNA, 742 nt
Organism: Selaginella moellendorffii
Lineage: Eukaryota; Viridiplantae; Streptophyta; Lycopodiopsida; Selaginellales; Selaginellaceae
Exons: 2
Coding region: 205-684 (159 amino acids)
Source: RefSeq, a predicted model, not a curated record
ACGGCUGACAAUGGCAUUGGCAGAUAACGAUUGAGAUUUCCUUAUUAGUCAUGGUAUUUGAUUGAUUAACUUGCUAUGCAGCAGAUGCCUAUGAUGGGUAUUUAGUGUCUAGUUUAAACAAUGCCAUUCUUGGGCAUUUGUUUUGAGCCUAAUUCAUAAAAUAGGCUCACUUUAACCUAACUUCCGUCUUUCUUGUUGUUCUUCAUGGCUAUGGCGGCUUUUCACAGGCAUUGCGCGCGGAGCUUCCACUCGAGCGCGCUCCUGGAGGCCGCGUCGGCCAAGGUUUUGCGAAAGCCCGGAAAGCUCGCGAAAAAGAGCCUGCACAACAAGAGCAACAAGGAAUUCGACCCGGAGGCGGCCUCCAAGCGAUUGCUCCGGCUGCUGGAGCUCAAGGAAAGCUUGCGGAUCGAGGUGGAGGGGCUCAACAAUCUGCUAAAGCUGCCCAAGGGCGGCGCCACGGAGAUUGCUGGGCUUAUGUGCCGCGAGGAGAUGGAGCAGUGGUACGCGCGCAAGCGAUCGGAGGAGCUUGCCAGCCUCAAGAGCAUCAUCGCCGAUGCGCUGCGCGAGGACGAGAGGAGCAUCGCCAGCGCGGUGAAUCGCUGCGAGGCCAAAUUGGACGCAUUGAUCGGCAAGAAGGACGAUCGACUGUUGAGGAAACUGUCGAGGUUCUGGUAUGGGCCGUGAGAGAGAGAGAGAGUGGGGAUUGUUUAAACUGUUCUUGAUCCAACGGCUGUCAUUGAUA